CCACAAUGAUCUGGGGAACUGAUAACAAAAGACCCCCCGAAGUUCAGCGGUCUAUCAUUUCUCACCUUUCACCACUCGAUAUCGUGAACUACGGAACUCUCAACAAGGAAACCCACGCUAUCGUCAACGACUUCCAACGUGCCGCAUUCAAAGUGGAAAACGUUUUACGGCCAUUCUUUUCUGUAGAUGAAAUACGAAGGUUCCGUCAAGUUCAAUAUGCGUACAAGUUUUUGAUCUCGGGGUCGACAGCUUUAUCCUUUUUCACGCGGGAAGUCUACGACAACGCGGACCUAGACGUUUACAUCACUCCCAAAUCUCUCAUGGUCCUGAUCUUACUCUUAGAGUCUAUGGGUUACGCCUUUUGCCCGAUCAUAAAUCCUUCCAGAACUCAAGCGGGCCAAGUAGAGAAUGCUGUAGAGGAGUUGCUCGUUAGGAUACGUGAAGGGACUCAACGUGAACGACAGGUAAUCGGUCGUGGUACAGAGGACUGGUCGCUCGAAUAUUCCUUCGCGAAAGAACUUGUCGACGUUUUCAACUUUGAGAGGAAUGGGAGAAGGAUCCAGGUCAUAGCAGCGCUUUCUCCGCUAGCCGUAGUCUUGACAUUUCAUUCCACCGUCGUCAUGAACAUCAUAAGCCACUCCCACGCCAUCUCUUUCUACCCUCGACUCACAUUCCACGACCGAAUCGCCGUCCGUAAUUUCUUGAGCAGAGAAUGUCCAGAAGAUACUAUCACGAAAUAUCAAACACGAGGAUACACAUUCCAUUACCAAGUCGACGCAGCGACCGCAUUCGCAGGCCGGUACUCUUCGUUGGAGACCCACGUCGUGCGUCGUCCUGCUGACGUCUACUGUUGGACUGUCCCACUUGGGCCCAUUCCAGGCGUGAAGGGGUUGGAUUUUAAACCGGAACUGCUUCUUCAGGAGUCGUGGCAGAUCAAGUAUGACACAAACAGACACUUCGUACUCGUUGUCGACUUCGAUGUCAUACUGAACCGCUUUGAGGAUCCGAGAACCACAGGAUAUUGUUUCGCUGACAGGGUGGUUCGACAUAUUCCAGAUUGGUGGGUAGAUGAUGAGGAUUUGAACAUAGAUAGCUGGCCCAGGAACUUACUUCGUCAACUUACUUUUGCCAACUCGAGAGCCGAAGAAGAUGAGAUGUCAACAGAAGACUUCGUUACCAUCGAAUUCAAGAAGGCAAUGGCUACCAUCAGCGCUCCGCGGGAGAAGUUCCCGUACAUCAGUCAUGUGCAACAAAUCCCCUGGCUUCUCAGAUGGCUUAACGAAAGAAUCGUCCUUCGAGACUCCGUGAAGGUUACCUUUCACUUCGAACAAAGCGGGGAGAACGGAGAUGUAUACCUCAAAAUCAAGCUAACAGUUCCAGACGACACGGCCUUCAUGUCCCGAUUUUGUACAGCCAUUUCUGUGAAGCCUCAAGUCCGGAAAUGCCUGAAAGCGAUGGCUAGUGGCCGGAUAUCCGUAGAGUUUCGGACUGAUGGGUUUUCACUUUUUUAUCCGGGUCUAGAACAUGUUGGUGAACUUUCCUCUGGAAGACGGUCAAUUCGUACCGUAGACGCAGAGCUAUCUGCUAUGUUGUACACGAUAAUGCAGUAAACCAGGCAAUUUCCCAAGGUUAUACUUCAAUUCUCGUCGUGAGUAGAUAAAGUGGUUGUGCAAGGGUAAUAUCACAUUCGAAACACGCU
This is a messenger RNA of Marasmius oreades (fairy-ring Marasmius), 1699 nucleotides long. RefSeq lists its product as uncharacterized. Lineage: Eukaryota; Fungi; Basidiomycota; Agaricomycetes; Agaricales; Marasmiaceae. The transcript is spliced from 5 exons. The coding region runs from base 6 to 1610 and encodes 534 amino acids. The record is from RefSeq and is a predicted model, not a curated record.